This is a messenger RNA of Sorghum bicolor (sorghum), 881 nucleotides long. Its product is annotated as 16.9 kDa class I heat shock protein 3. The transcript is spliced from 2 exons. Gene Ontology annotation, biological process: protein folding; protein complex oligomerization; response to salt stress. The record is from RefSeq and is a predicted model, not a curated record. Lineage: Eukaryota; Viridiplantae; Streptophyta; Magnoliopsida; Poales; Poaceae. The coding region runs from base 169 to 621 and encodes 150 amino acids.
AGGUCGAGAGCAUUCAAGAUUUGUUCCUGACGAACCUAUAAAUACUCUGCCUCACUCCCAGCAAGUUCUCAACACACAUCAAAACAAAGCUUAGCGAUACAGGCAACUUCAGCAAAUCCGAUCCAUCCAGAGUCUCUCUCAGCACUCAGCAAAACCCAACCGACGACAAUGUCGCUGGUGAGGCGCAGCACCAACGUGUUCGACCCCUUCGCCGACUUCUGGGACCCCUUCGACGUCUUCCGCUCCAUAGUGCCUGCUGCAUCAACGGACCGCGACACGGCGGCCUUCGCGAACGCGCGCAUCGACUGGAAGGAGACGCCGGAGGCGCACGUGUUCAAGGCCGACGUCCCCGGCGUGAAGAAGGAGGAGGUCAAGGUGGAGGUGGAGGACGGCAACGUGCUCGUCAUCAGCGGCGAGCGGCGCAAGGAGAAGGAGGACAAGGACGACAAGUGGCACCGCGUGGAGCGCAGCAGCGGCAGGUUCAUGAGGCGGUUCCGGCUGCCGGAGAACGCCAAGACGGAGGAGGUGAAGGCCGGGCUGGAGAACGGCGUGCUCACGGUCACCGUGCCUAAGGCCGAGGUCAAGAAGCCCGAGGUGAAGAGCGUCGAGAUCGCCGGCUAAAGGAUCGAUUUCGCCGUUCGUUCGUUCAAGGUCUCGCGUCGCGUGAGUUUCGGGUCGUGCUACGAGGUCGUGUUUGGUCGAAGCAGUUGGAGUCCUGUCGAGUCAGAAGGGUGUCGAGUUGUGUCGGUCAAUGCUGUUGUGUCUGCCGGUUGGAACCGUGCGCGUUAUUGUUGUGUGUGUGUGUGUGUGUGUUGGUGCUCGGCACAAACGUGUGUGAUGUUAUGAUUAUUCAUGGUUAAAUAAAUAAAUGGUUUUCUUUA